Messenger RNA from Mesocestoides corti, 228 nucleotides. Lineage: Eukaryota; Metazoa; Platyhelminthes; Cestoda; Cyclophyllidea; Mesocestoididae. The record is from the annotation of a GenBank genome assembly.
AUGGAUCUUCGCGGCAGCAGCAGCACAAUCAACCGUGUUUGGCGAAUGCUUCAGCAGGAUCAACACAGCCCCAGAGCUCUCCUAAUCUUCCUUGCUGUUCCCACUGGAAGUGAUUCGAGAAAUUCCCUGAAGUUCAACACCGACUUCUUCUGUGCCGCUAAUUACAGCCCUCACAGCGUGACACCCACUUCCAUCGAACUGUACGCUCUACCUGGUUUAGACAGUUAG